AUGAGCACUCCGAUUCAAGAGCCCGCUCUCAAGGGCCAGGAGCAUCCCAUGGAUACCCCCAAGAGGUUCGACCAAGACACCUUGGCCGCCCUCCAGGAGGUUCGCGGAUCGUCGUCAGGUUCCACCACCCCUGACCAAACACGGCCUUCCAGCCUCUCCUUCCCUCCCCGGCCGUACAUGCCCAGCCGAUCUCCUUCUGAGUUCAAGUCUCGCUCACGGCCGGCAUCGAUUGCUGCCUCACGGCACUCUUUCAUGGGUGACUAUGAUGCUCAAGAUCCCGCCAUGAUUGCCAAGUAUGUCUCUCGACGGGCAACUCUCCUUGGAUGGUUUGACGAACCUGUUGAGACAUCCGUUGUCAAUGGACUCUCCCUUACCGGCGUCGCCGUCAAGAACGAGGAGAGCUACGUCUUCCAACCCGCCGAUGUCGAUCCCCUUCUUGCAUCUGUCGUGUCCAAGCUCGACGCCGAGGCAGUCAUGUCCAUCUCCUCGGAGAUGCUGAUCAGCAUCAUCGACUCCAUCCCCCCUACCCAGAGAUCGCUCGUCUCUGAUGCAACCGGCGCCCGCAUCCCUGUCGUGCCCUCACUCGAAGAUGUAACCCCUGAGAUGUGCCACUACUCACGUGCCUGCAUUGCUCUCCAGGAGCGUGUUGUCAUCGUCUGGUCACAGGACCCAAAGGCCAUUAUCAACGUGACCAACCACGUGCAGCGGGAGAUUCUUGAUAUGGCCCAAACCACUCUCGAGGAAGACCCCAUCAACGGACGGACCCCUUCGAGCUUCACCCAACGCUCCUCCAGCACUGCACCUGUCCCUACUCCUGCCCUCGUUCGUGGUGGACUCGAUGAGAAGAAUGAAGUUUUUCAGCGAGCCGUCGCCCUCGAGGAAAACGAAGAUGAGAACGGUGACGUUGAGGGUGCACCUAUCCGACCCAAACUCAAGAUGCAUGCCUUCAAGAUCAGCCUGGCUAUCAUGUUGGUCAUCAUCACUCAGUCUUUGGGUAUCACCAAGUUGCUGAACGAGUACUUCUGGGACGGUCGCGUAGCCCGUUUCGGCCUCGUCGCUACCAUUCCUCCCCUGACCCUCUUCUCCCUCUUCUUCUUCAUCGUUCUCGUCACCAGUCUGUUCCAGCUCUUCCUCCCCGUGAGCAACUGCCUGAAGAACUCCCGCUUCCACUCCGCCAUCAAGCCCAACCCCAAGCGACACCGCGACUAUGAGCUGCCUCACAUCACUAUCCAGAUGCCUGUCUACAAGGAAGGUCUGAAGGGUGUGAUUGUUCCUACGAUGAUCAGUGUCAUGGCUGCCAUCGAGUACUACGAGCAGCAGGGUGGUACUGCGUCUGUCUUCAUCAACGACGACGGCAUGCAACUCAUCCAGCCUGAUCUAGCUGAGGCUCGCAAGGCUUACUACCGCGAGAACGACAUCGGCUACACUGCCCGUUUGCCCAACUGCAAAGCCCCUAAGAAGAAGGGCGGCCUGCUGUCCUGGUUCCGCAAGUCCGAGAAGUCAGUCGGAGAUGACGCUGAAAAAGAGUGGUCGCAGAUGUCGCCUCAGGAACGCUCCAACAAGAUCGGUUUCCUGCGCAAGGGCAAGUUCAAGAAGGCCAGCAACAUGAACUACGGUCUUGCCUUUUCCAACCGCGUUGAGGAUGAGAUGGUCCGCUUGACUCAGAUUGAGUGCGAGCAACGUGGAUGCACCGAGACAGACUUGACUGUCGAUGAUGACGACCUACUGUACCAACAGGCCUUGGCCAACAUGCUGGCUGAGGAUGAUGGCCGUACUUGGGCUGAGGGCAACAUUCGUAUCGGCGAGCUCAUCUUGAUCAUCGACUGUGACACACGAGUUCCUGUUGAUUCUCUCUACUACGGUGCCUUGGAGAUGCACGAGAGCCCUGAGGUCGCCAUCCUCCAGCACGGGUCCGGUGUCAUGCAGGUAGUCCACAACACCUUUGAGAACGGCAUCACCUACUUCACCAACGUCGUCUACACGGCCAUUAAGUACGGUGUCGGCUCUGGCGAUGUCUCUCCAUUCGUGGGUCACAAUGCCUUCCUCCGUUGGAAAGCGAUGCAAAGUAUCGCCUUUGUUGAUACUGAUGGCCAGACCAAGUGGUGGUCCGACUCUCACGUUUCAGAAGACUUUGACAUCAGUCUUCGCGUCCAAAUGGCAGGCAUGAUUGUUCGUCUUGCUACGUACCAUAACGGCGGCUUCAAAGAAGGUGUCUCUCUCACGCUGUAUGAUGAGUUGACGCGCUGGGAGAAGUACGCCUAUGGUUGCAACGAGCUUGUUUUCCACCCAUUCUAUCAAUGGUUCUACAAGGGCCCUGUAACCAGAUUGUUUCUUCGCUUCCUCUGGAGCAACAUGCCCAUCACGAGCAAGGUCACGAUUACUGCCUACAUCUUCACCUACUAUGCCAUUGCCUCCGGUCUCUUCCUGACAACUGCCAACUACAUCAUCAUUGGACUUUUCCCUGAUGAGCUCGACCACCUGUACAUGCCCUCCUGGGGCAUCUGGCUGUCCCUCGUUGUCGUCUUCAACGGCCUCGGUUCCCUUGCCUUCAGCAUGGUUCGCCAUCAGUUGAAGGAAGAGGUCUUCUGGCGCGCUCUCCUCCAGGCCAUCAAGUGGCUUCCCUUUCUCAUCAUCUACUUUGGUGGUAUCAGCCUGAACUGCGCCAAAGCUCUCAUCUGCCACGCCUUCAGCAUCAACAUCGAGUGGGCCUCUACCGCCAAGGAGCCUGGACCCAGUGGUUUCUUCAUUGGCCUCGAUAAGAUGAUCGAGAGCUUCAAGUAUACCUGGCUUAUUUGCAUUGCCUUGGCGGCCAUGAUGAUCUACUUUGCAGUUGGCGCACCUUGGGGAUACACGAUUACUCCUGGGCCUCAUUCUACUGCCAUGGUUGCUAUUGUGCCCCUGGCUAUUCAGAUCUCUAGCGCCUUCUUCUUGCCUCUCACACUUGGCUUGAACUGA
Molecule: messenger RNA, 2955 nt
Organism: Fusarium keratoplasticum
Lineage: Eukaryota; Fungi; Ascomycota; Sordariomycetes; Hypocreales; Nectriaceae
Product: Glyco-trans-2-like domain-containing protein
Exons: 8
Coding region: 1-2955 (984 amino acids)
Source: RefSeq, a predicted model, not a curated record